UCCACUAGACCGUGUUGCUGUCUCUGGCUCAGCUGGGGGGAGAGCAGUGCUGCCCUGUUCUUACACCCCCACCCCUGGGCAGCAUGUAGAAGUCAGAUGGUAUGCUUAUUCAGAUCAGGGGGAUCACAUUCUAUUAGUCGACUCAAACACACCUUCAGUAUUCAUCCCUGCGCAGUGGAGUGGCCGAGUGAAGCUGUCUGAUGAAGUCUCCUCUGGAAACGCCUCUCUGCUAAUCUCUGAGCUCAGACUGGAGGACACUCGGGAUUACAUGUGUAUAGUGGGGCUCAAUGUGGAAUGUGUCACUUUCAUGGAGAUUAAACUGACAGUUCAAGGACCUCCAAAGAGAGAUUCAACUACUUCAGGAACAACAACGACCACAACCCCGACAACUAGACCAUCAGCAACCCCGACAACUAGAUCAUCAGCAACCCCGACAACUAGACCAUCAGCAACUCCAAAGAGAGAUUCAGCUAUUCCAGGAACUACAAUGACAACUCCCGCUAUCCUCUCUGCAGUAGCCGUCUCUGCUGUCAUCGCCAUCAUAGGUGCUGCAGUCUUUGUCAUUUUAAAGUACAAAAGGAGAGCAGCGAAUGCUAAUGGGAAUAACCAGAAUGCUGGAGAUCACAAUGCGAGCUCAGACUUGCUUACCUACGCUGUAAUCGAUCACACGAGACAGCCGGGAGGAACCCCAGUCCGGUCAGGGGUCACUGCUGUGGACAAUACGGAGUACUCCACUGUCCGGAUCCACUGAUAGGACACGUCUCACCCAGCCACCAGGGAUACAAGAGAGCUUCAACAACAAGAUGAACCAAGGACUUGACUAACAUUGAUUUACUGCAGCGCUUCAAUGAAUCAUACCAACUCUGAUGAGAACAAUAAACACAGCGAGCCACUAACAAGCAACCACCUGACAUUCUUAAUUUGAUCUGAACUAUUUCACUGCCACUGUAGGUUUGCUAGCUGUCUUCUCUCAUCCUUGUGGCAGCUGUGAUAUACCUUUAAUGCUUAUCUCCUCAGACCAUGUGGAAUAUUAAUAAACAUCGCCAUCGCUGCUUUGAACUGGGGUUACGUUGCUGUUCUUCUUUAAAGAAAAAGUACAUGGUUUUUAUUUAAGCCAAAGGAGGCUGAAUGGCUGAGCAAGCUGCGGGAAUGUCUUGUUUAAAAACAAGCACUACGUUAAGCCAGGUUUUCCAGGACGUUUAAGUCUGUUUUUGCUCAGUUAUAUUUCAAUGGUAACUUAAAUGUAGCCUUUCCCAUUUCUAGUACUGUUUCAAAGACUUUAGAACUAUAACACUAUGAGUAUUGCUUCACUGUGCUGUAUCCUUGUAUUAUUCACCAGAUUGAGGCUGUAGAUAGCAGGUGCACACAUUUAUUAAAAGACGAUUCUCUGCUCAGGGCUCCUAAGAUAUGCAUUGAUAUUUAAGGGCUAUGCACACCGGAAGUGAACGACGCGAGCGAUCGAAUUCGAGUCGAAUAAAGUCUGCAGCGCGCGAGCCAAGCGAACGACUCGAAUACAGCGCGAGCUCAUAAAAAAGACGAGACUGCAGCGCCAUGAAAAGAAAAUACUGUCUCCUUUUGUGAGACGAAAUCAAAUAAAUAAAACAAUGAAGGAGAGUCUGGGGACACAACACACUACAAAAAGGAAAUGUAACAGCGACUGUUUAUAUGAGAUCUGGAUUAACAUGUAAAGUAUUCAAAAAGAAUACAUCUGCAUAUAUUUAUUUGGAAAUACUGAAGACAUUAGUUUAAUAUAAUAUACUUUUAUUGAUUUUCAGUUUGAAUAAAAUCUUUUCAGUUAUUGUGUGAAUGUGAUUAUUAUUAUUAUUGGUCAAUAUUAUUAAAAAGAAGCGUAAUUUUACAGAAAUACGAAACCAGUGUGUGGCGCUCCCCGUCACUUUGAAAUUGAGUUGAAAUAAAGAGAGAGAGACAUGCC
This is a messenger RNA of Acipenser ruthenus (sterlet), 1933 nucleotides long. Its product is annotated as probable serine/threonine-protein kinase drkB. The coding region runs from base 269 to 751 and encodes 160 amino acids. The transcript is spliced from 4 exons. NCBI's taxonomy places the organism in Eukaryota, Metazoa, Chordata, Actinopteri, Acipenseriformes, Acipenseridae. The record is from RefSeq and is a predicted model, not a curated record.